ACCGACUCGAAACGGCCGCUUUAAUGGCGAAGGAAACGACCAUCAUAUUCGUCUACGACACGGAGAGGCCGAGGACCGAGCACGACGAGCCAUCGUCCGCGAUAUUGUACUUUCACCCGACGUGGGUCUCGGACCAGCAGAAAACCGCGCUCUGCGGCCAGAUAAUCGGCACGAUCACUUGCGCUAGGUCGAUCUUUGGCGCGCCCCGCGUCGUAGGUCUGCAGACCGGCAAGUUUUACGUCGUCGAAAACGGGCGCUACAUUCUGGCCGUCGGCACCGACAGGAACGUGGCCGAUUGGCUGCUCGAGCACCGGGCCACCCUACUCUACUCCCUGGUCAACUUUUUCAAUAAAGACUUCGAGACGCUCGGCACGUUGUACCGAGACGAGGCCCUCACCGCCAAACUCUACCACAUGUUCGAGACUUAUCUUCGCAUGUUGUUCUUCGGGGGUAAUAUAUUUAGCCAUGUGCCCCUGCUGUGUCUCCCCAAGAGCGCGAGCAGCGUGUUCACCGAAGCGAUGACGUUCCUCGAAGCGUGCCAGCAGUGCCCCCACGUUUUAGGUGGCGCCCUCUUGUACCAUAACAAAGUGGUCGGCACCCAAUUGCCGAUCGACGUCACGAAACGCGUCGUCAUCGCCGACCCGUAUCGGAUCAAGUCGCCCGCGGAACCGGCCGGCGCCUCCUUCGAUCUUCCCCUCGGGGUGCAACUCCUGCAGGUUUACGUGAGCAACGACGUCUUCUGCGACAUGCUCGAGACUUCGCUGCGCGACGAGUGCGUUUUCCAGUAUUUAAACAACAAGAGCGUCAAAACGCCGCACGCGGAUUCGGUGCCGGUCGGCAUGAAACGCGACCAAUCGUUACUGUUCACCGCCGUACCCGAAGAGGGUUCGGCCGAGAUCGCGUUCGUGCCCAGUCAGAAGAAGCAGCGUCCCAAGUUUUUGAACUUGAGAAGUUUUAGCGCGGACUCGAGGGCGACGCCCGUCGAAUCGACCCCCGUUUGCGGUCGGACCAGCGUCGCGAGCACGCCCAUGACCGAGCUGAGACGGUUCGUGCACCAGAACCCGCUGACGUUGAUCGAGAAGGAGGGGAAACGCGGGGGCCCCGAAAACGACGCGGCCGCGACGCAAUCGGGGCCCCCCGUGCGUCGGAGCGCGAGCGUUUUGCACCUGAGAGAGGUUCUCGACGGUAUCGUGAAGAACGUUGAUCUGGGGCGCUUCGACGCGAAGACGUGGUCGGCGUCGCCGAAGCGCCGCGCGCGGCGUCGGUCCACGUCGAUCCACGAUCCGACGGUGCCGCUACUCAAGCCGGACGGCAUCGCCGUUUCGAGGGAGCGCUACGAGCGUCUGCUCGAGCGAGACGGCGAAGCCCUGUUGAGCGUUGCGCGACCGCCGCCCGUCGCCGCCCCCAAACCCACCGACGGCGACGCCAAACCUCGGCCCGGGUGUCCCGACGACGGCGACGCCGACAAAAUCCCGAAGGAACGCCGUCGGUCCCUCGUAUUGCCGCUGAAACCGAUCAGCGGCGUCGCCGACGCCGGCUCCAGCAGGAAACCCUCGCUGGGGGUGCAGCUGACGCCUCUGAUGUCCAAACUGAGCGUGCUCGCGUUCGAAGAGCAGCGCGGCGUCAAGGACGCCCCUCCCACCCCGUUCGUCCACAAUAGAACCAAGGAGGUGAAAAAUUUGAGGUUAGAAAACGCCUCGGAGCCCCGCAGGUGCGUCCUCUUCGUCUGCGGGCAGCAGGACGUGGUGGCGUCGCUACUCAUGAAGGAGGAGUGCUGCAAGGACGAGGACGCCGUCUUGAGGAUCUGGGAGAUGUGCACCGAGCACCUGGGGCAACUGGAGAAGCGGCUCAGUUUUUGCCUGGAAUCGUCGGGGACGAGCGCCCACGAGAGCGAGCCUUACAGUUUCCUGUGUCUCGACGCGAAGUGGGACACGGUGAAGAGGGGCGGGCCGUGGGGCACGGGGGACCUCGCCCCCCUGGUGUCCCUGCAUCGGGACUUCGCCGACGCGGACGACGUCACCGAGAUUCUGCUGAGGGCCCCGGACUGCGCCGUUUAUGGGUACCGUUGCGGUCCUUCGGAAGUUUUCUACCACGAGGGCGCCGGCCCGGCGUCCGGGCUGCCCCUCCCGUCCGACCCCGUCGGUCUUAUCCAGACGAAGGCGAGACGGCGCCUGGAGAGGGACCACGCGGUGCUCUUGCUCUAAAUAAGGUCCGCCAUGACGUAAUAAUACUCGAAUGCGCAUGUCUUAGACGUAGGUAGUUGACGUUUCGAUAAAUCGCCACUUACGUUCUUCAGCGGAGGCCUGGAUUUUUCCAUCGGGUCGAAGAACUAUUUUUACCAUAUUCACAGGUAAAAUUAUAUUACGGGUAAAAGUUUACUUAUGUGCAUAAUGUCGACCUCCAGUUGUCUUGAUGUCACCAUUGGCCAUCUUGAGUAUCCAUUAUCAUUAAAUGUUCAAACCAUUUGAGUGAACUCCUCUCUCUAAGAUUAAUUUCCCGUUACUCUUACAAGCCUUCUGGAUUCCUCCUAAACUUGCUGACUUUUCGCCAAUGUUGACUUCCUCGGAACUUAACCGAAACUUGUUAGAAUUCUACCCCGUAGCUGCUUAUAUUUAGUUUGAGGAGUGGGAGCCAAAGGAGGGACAUGGAUAUUGUCCCUGGAACUUUAUCUAUCCUGUAAAAGUCGAACCAACCGUUUUCGGUAACCAAAUAAGACUUUUUUUUUAAGAUUUUGAGGUUAAUUUUGAAUGUACACCAGCACGUUAAUUUUAAAAUUGCCAAAAACUGAUAUCUCCAAAAAAAAACUGUAUUACACAAUAAUACGGAAUAAGAUUACAAAAAUCUUCUAAAAAAAAAAUAGAAAAAGAAAUUCAAAUAAAUAAAAUUAUGUCCUAAUGAAAAAAAUUACAUCUCUUGUUAUAGUUUUUCUGGAUCGAAAAAAAAUCUUGGUUGCUUUUCAAUUUUUUUGGCUCCAGAUUAUGCAUUUUUUUGCUAAUACUGCUGCGGGGAAAUGCAACGCCAAUAUAGAGGCGACACAAAAAUCAAAGAACGUAAAUUGCGACUUGGCCAUUGCCGUUAGUUGUUUUUUUAGGCUAGGUUCGCUUAGGCUACUAGUUUAGGUUUCGACGUUGUUUGUGCGUAGGUGUAGCGUAGGCGGCGCCCCCCCGGGGCCACUUUUACGUAUUAGUGCCAAAUCGACCCGGCCCGGCCAGGGGCCCCGUCAGUAGACGUUCAGUUACCUCGUUGUUUCCUUUUUAAUUUUUUAAUUUAUUUGUACAAGUGGAAAAUAAAAAUGGACGUUUC
Cylas formicarius (sweet potato weevil) is the source of this 3303-nucleotide messenger RNA. RefSeq lists its product as uncharacterized. The transcript is spliced from 9 exons. The record is from RefSeq and is a predicted model, not a curated record. NCBI's taxonomy places the organism in Eukaryota, Metazoa, Arthropoda, Insecta, Coleoptera, Brentidae. The coding region runs from base 24 to 2204 and encodes 726 amino acids. Gene Ontology annotation, biological process: vesicle-mediated transport.